Messenger RNA from Porites evermanni, 9120 nucleotides. Lineage: Eukaryota; Metazoa; Cnidaria; Anthozoa; Scleractinia; Poritidae. The record is from the annotation of a GenBank genome assembly.
AUGCAGGCUUCCAGAGCUGAACCCAAGAAUGAACAUCCUUAUGAUCACCUACAGUUCUUCACUAUCCAGUCCUCACCGUCCGAAGACCCAGCAGGAAACCAAAUUUACCAUAAAAACGAUGAAAGAAGACGACAACAAUCUACGGAAAAUAUUGCUAUAAGUCGUCAUAUGUUAUCCGCUAUGAUAGCUUUUCUGGCCUUAUCCUUCUUGACAGUGGUUGCUACAUUGAUUUUAACUAUAAGGAUGAUGCCUACAGGAGCAAGUGAAACUAAAGGUAAUUUUUAGAUACUAAUUUGAAGUGAUUUUCUGUAACUCUGGCAGGCUCGAAGUUUGAAAAUUAGAUUCGAGUUUUAUACCGUUAUACCACGGUACCUCGAUUCCGCUAAUUCUUGGUAUCUAGUCUUGAAAUGGUGUCCUAAAACUGAAUUGAUAUUGAUUUAUUCGCUUUGAAUUCUCUUAUCAUUACUUUGAAAGAUAUCGAAAGGAGUCUUCGAGGAGCCGCAGUAAUCCCUGUUAAGGCAUUAAUUGAGGCUUUUUCGCUGAAAAUAAUCUAAUCAUUACUGAUACCGCUGUAAAAGACUAUCCUGCACUUCUGAUCUACUAACAUUAGCAUGAAAACAGUUAAGUCUAUGAUACGAACGACUUAAACGCUUAGUUACUUAGAAUGUAUCGCCCAAUGUAAGGUAAUCGGGAUUCUGGAAUCCGGGAAAUUUUUGCGUUUGGAAUCCGAAAUAGGAAUUCAUAGCGGAUGAGGAAGCGUAAUUGGUAAUUGAGAGCUUGCUCGCAGGCUAUGUACGUAUUUGGCAAUAUAAUUAACAAAAUGAAAUGGACAGCCAUCAACGACGACACAGCCCCUUUUUUACGCGCUUCUCUCUUGCCGGUUUAAACUUUCCGCGUGCCUCCAUAACUCUUUUGUCCCUCAGCAUAAGCAUGAACCAGUUCUUUCUUAAUUAUACCGGGGUGCUUCCCCAGUAGCAAACCCAAAAAGUGCUUCUUCUUCUACCAUAUAUAUAUCUGGUCAAAUUGGUAUUAGAUGCUUCAAUGUAAACCGAUUAUUUAUCUGUUACGCAGGUAUGGCUGAGGUAAAGCAACAGCUGAUCGAGUUAAGACAUGAAAUAAAAACUUUGAAAGUAAAUCAAACUGGAGGAGAAGGUAGAGUGUUUGAUAAAGGUAGGGUGAAGCCAACUUGCAGAAAGUAAAGAGUAGAAUUUGUAACCAAACUGAUCACUCCUUUUCCGAAACCAUAUUUACCUUGAAGAGAAAAUUAAUUUUAUGUAGUAAUAAUAGUCAAUGAUAUAGAUUGCAAGUUCUAUGAAGUUCUGUGAAGGAAUGAGUGUCUUAAUUGCUUGAUACUAGGAGAACCCGAAGUGAUCCCUUUACGUUUCAUUAGAAAGGGGUUGUAUCAUGAGAAUUCUACAAAUUCUAGAGUAAGACUACCCUACAAUCAUGGAAAAAAGUCUUGGGACAAGUUUGUUUUUGUACACUUUUUUACACACACACACACACGAACACCCCCCCCCCGCACAAACACACCAAACAAACAGUCGCUCGCGAAUGAACCUACACUUGCUCAGCCCCUCACCCCUACCUACAAUGUGGGCCAGUCUACACCAACGCAUGUUGGAAAGGGUAGCAUUGCUUGUUCAAACUUCAGUUGUAAAAUAUAUACACUAGAAAUACGCAAACCCUCGCGAAACUCAGUGUGCCAGUCAAGUUAAACUUGUGUGACGGGGUUGGAUAUAUUUAUUGAGCCUACUCGUGUUUCUGCAUCGCGGUGCGAAGGUCGCUCGUUCCACGCGCGAGUUAGGAACCUCGGCCACGCGAGGGCCUUCCAUUCUCUCUCCGCGAGGAGUAAUUCAUGGCUUAAUCUUAUCGUUCUGAGGAGUUUUGGAUACAAUUGUAGAAUUAAACUACUUACACUCGUUGAUGCAAAAAUGGCCUCUCCUGCCUCUAAACAUAAGCGUGCGGGAAGCGCAAGAAAUUGAAUUUGACUUAAUUCUGAUUGACCUGAAUGGUGGAUAAAUUGCAGUGUUAUUGGUCGUCUGUCGGUUAUUGGCAGUGAGGACUCUAAUUUCGAUCCAUCUUUUGUCACAGUUACAACGGUCGUUUUAUUGUUAGUCAAAUUGUCAGUUGUCCAUUCACUCUACUGAAGCCAGUCUUGCUUGAGUCCGUUGAUAAGUCGUUUUGAAGGUGCCGGUAACUUCUGACUACGAUUCAGCCGCGUUUGUUCCUAGUUGGUAAAUCAGCUUUCUUUUGUGAAUCGUUGAUAGCAGUCUGAGAAACACGUAAGGCAGGUCGUAGAGUCAGUGUCGAUUUGGUGGUUCGUCUGUAACUGGUGUUCAACAAUGUCAUCAUAGCCAUAAACAUCACGGCUUAACUGACAGAUGAACAACAACAUCACGAUUUAAUUGACCAGCCAGAUCGAUAAACUACGUCUAUAACUAGAAAAUACGUGUAUCGCAGAACUUCGAGAGGCUCUGGCCCAUAAAAUGACAGGGAUGGGAGGGCGGGAGAGAAUUGGUGAAAUGUGUAGCUGAGGAGGGCGGGAUUCAACACUAGCUCUAAUAUGACUAAUAUUGGAUGGUGAGAUGUACUUAAUCUCCUUUUGGUUGGAGUAAAUUUGGACCCAGUUCUUUGGCUAAAACGAUCCUCUGGGAUUUAAAUGGGAUUGCUGUUGUCGAGGAAAGGUAGCCAAUCUUGCAUUAGUCCCGUGUUCACCCUAUUUGACCCUUCUACAUGUGUAAUUAUAGUCAAAAGGAAAUGGGUGUGAUAGUGAAUAACUGCAGGCUAACAUUCAGUUGCGUUUGCUUAAUAUUUGGGAUAGAUGGCAUCUCUAAUAAUAAGUGUAAUUAUAAUUCACUAUUUGUGAAGUGUGUCAGUAGUAGUGAGUGGAUGAAAUGGUAGGAGAUUAUGCUGCGGUCAAAACAACAAGUAAAUGCUGGUAAUUGAAGGAAAAAAUAUAUUAUAUUGUUACGUGAACUACAGCAAUGAGAGUGUUUGCACUUGUCUUAGUUUAUAAUCACACUUGACAACUAAUUGUUUGUAAGCAACAGUAAGGUGCAAACAUAAUCACUGAAAUAGAAAUUACAUUAGCAAUGUCUUAAGGGUGCAGUUCAGGAGAAUUUUGAAAGUGAUCAUGACUAUUGAACGCAAGAGGGAAUUAUGAAAUGUUAACGUACAAGUCAUGUUGAAGAUGAUCAGUUUCUCAAUUCUCAACAUGCAUGAGCUUGUUGAGACAUGGUUGUCAGAGGCAUAGUUUUUGAAAUUCCCAGACUGAUCAUGACAGUCAAAUGUACACUUUCCUGACCAAAUAAGUUGACAAUUUGUGCAGACAAUGGCUUCUAAACUCCGGUCAAAACCUCGUGUACUGGACACAAAUGACGUAAAACAAAAGACUUCUUUGUUGUCUGUUCAGGGAAAAAUCUUCUUGGUAUUGUUUCAUGGUUUUUGUUCUUUUGUUUUAUGUCAUCUGUGUUGGGUACACGAAGUAAAUGACCAAACUCCCAUCACAGCCGGCCAUCCUCUCCACCCAUUUAUUACAUGAAUUUAUCGUGAAUGUAAAGUGCAGAAUGGAUAGAUAUUACAGGAAACCCUAUAGGUGCUUGUCGUUUAAUUUCUUGAAACAAUAUUCUGCCAAUGGAACAUGUUUAACUUCUGUAAGUAUGUCUCCUCCCUCUGACUUCUAUGAAAGAGUUAAAUUUUCCCUGACUCAUAUUGUCAUACAUGUCACACAAUAAUAUUCCGAGGAGAUCCGAAAUACACAUGUUAUUUUGAUUUCUCAAUCUCACAAGCUCAUUUAAGUUUUGCACCCCCUUAUGACUACCACUCACUACUCACCCCACCCCUCCCCAUCGAAGGCACUCCCCAAAUUGGCAAUUAUUACUAGUAUAAACCUAUUGCUUUUUUUGCUCUUUUCGUUGCCGUCGCCGUCACCGUCGUCGUUGCUCAAGCUCCCUAUUGUUGUGAUCUAGUAAUUUUGCUACCACGGUAACGCGACGUCACACGUCUCCUCUCUAUUUUGAAUAAUUUUAAGGUCAUCUUUUCUGAACAGCUAAGAAGAACUGUGCUGAGCUAUACAAAGCUGGCAAAACAAUCAGCGGUGUGUACCCAAUCGACCCUGAUGGUGAAGGUGCCUUUAAUGUGUUCUGUGAUCAAAAAACAACCGGAGGGAGGUGGACAGUGUUCCAGAAGAGACUGGACGGCUCGGUUGAUUUCUACCGUUACUGGGAUGACUACAAAAAUGGGUUUGGUAACCUGAAUGGUGAGUUCUGGCUUGGAUUGGACAAGAUUUACCGCCUGACGGAAAAGAAACGCAACUACCUUCGAGUUGAUCUGGAGGACUUUACAUCCAGCACUGCUUACGCUGAAUAUGACAUGUUUGCAGUUACAAACGAAAAGACUAAAUACAAGCUCAGUCUUGGAAGGUACUCAGGUAUCGUGCUUGGAAUGUAUUUAAUUUUGCUGUAUAGUAUUUUGUCUUCGUGUCUUAAUUAUUCGUUCAAAGCUUGUUUGUUAGCGGUUUCUUGACUUCUUGCAAACUUGAAAACUCUAGGAAGUUUCAAAAGGAGCUCAGUUACUUUUCCAAACGUAGCCCCCCUCUUGUACUUCAAUACUAGAUUACAUUCAGGUAUUCUACUCCAAACAUUCCUUGUAAAAUGUCCUUGUAUGACUCCAGGAACUGCUGGUGACUCAUUAUUACGGCAUCAUUAUGGCCAUCCGUUUUCCACUAAAGACCGAGAUCAUGAUGCUGACAGAGGCAACUGCGCUGUGCUUUACCAAGGAGCCUGGUGGUACAGUAAGUGCCAUGAUUCAAACCUGAAUGGUUUUUAUUACAACGGUUCAAAUCCAUCUAAAGGUCAAGGUAUCAUCUGGCGUACAUGGAAAGGAACUCACUACUCUGUCAAGAGAGCUGAGAUGAAAAUCAGACCGGUCAACUUUUAGAACUUUUACGGAACCCUAGGACGUCUUGUUUCUGUUUUAGUUUCCAAGGAACAAACAAAAUUUCCUGGUAAAAUACCGCAUUUACUUGAAUAAGCGCCGCCCCGAUUUAGUGCCGCCCUGAAAUAAGCGCCACAUUUGGGACAAAAAUAGUUAAAAGUGCCACCCCAAAUACGCGGCGCGGCCCCGAUGCAAUCAAAACCAAAAGACGUUUCUGUCAUAAAAUAAAAUAAUAUCGGUUACUGAAAAGAAACAGUUCUUUAUCGCCCCCAACUUUAAAAUAAGAGCAGCCUCGAAUAAGCACCGCAUUUGAGACAUGAAAAUUUUAAUAAGCACCGUGGCGCUUAUUCGAGUAAAUACAGUAAUGUCAAAGGAAUCGGUGAUUAUAAAACAGCUUUAAGCCAUUUUCAUUGCCAUCGGCAUUCAUAGGCGUCUUAGCAACACAUCAGCAUGCGACGUCCAUUAGAAAAUGUACGAAAAAAGCUUUUUAUUAUCAUGGAUGUGAAGUUUUUAAUCGUAAUUUGUAGUUUUUAUUGAUAGUUUGUAAUAAUUUUUACCCUUUUUUAGGAUAUUUUUCUAUUAGUUUAGUUAGGACUAGUUUUAAAUAUUUUUAACAUAUUUUUAUAUUUCUUUUUUAUCUAGGGCCUCUAAGGGUAUCAGUUUUUGUAACUGUAGGAGUUUCCCUAGCUAAAUAAAAGUAUCUUCUUCUUCUUCCUCUUCUUCUUCUUCUUCCUCAGUCUGCUGAUAGAAAAAAUGCAUUGGUCUAACCACAAAAUCGAACGCAGAAGCAGUUUAAUCCAGUAGCUGAGGUCGGAAAAUUGUCGUUUCGUUCAACCCACGGGUCAGAAAAGGUCUGAUACCGGAUUUUGGUAGAUCAAGUCCCCCUGAUUAUUGCCUAAUAAUUUGUAAGGUCAAUUUGUGGUAUAGGUUUGGAGUAAAUGGCGAUUUUAUUUCACGCACCUUACGGUCCAGCAUGAAAACGAGGCUGGAACCUGAAUCACCAUUUACCUGCUAAUUCUUUCUUAAAAAAUCGCUAAAAAAUGGUAACUAACUUAAUGUUCAACGAAGUUGACCUCUUUCUCAGUUUUGGUUAAUAUAGAAUACUCUUAUAAGGUUUUUCACAAGCUGCCAUCUUGGUGUGCGAGUGCGCAUGGAAUUAGGGACAGCUCAUAGCACAAACCUUCCUUCAAAUCGAUUUGUUGGGUGUUAAUCUGUAGCUGAGAUCUCUGUCAGCGUUAUACAGUAACAACCUUGUCAUCUACAGCCUUAACAAUCUCUCGGACAUGGUACUAAAUGUAUUUACCUUCAAGCUUGGAACAGGAUCCCAAAGAUUUACAGUAGUAGUGUUCAAAGAUUUUCGUCUGUUCUCGACCUUUUUCAUUACUCUAACAAGGCCCUCUGCAACAUUUGAAGUCAGUUCUACGCCGGUAGCAAAGUUGACUAGAGACUCCGUUUCUUGCACGAAAGGGUCACUCAAUAAACCAGACAAGGGAAAAAUAGUCAACAAGCUUCCUGACGUCUUCUUAAUCGCGCGUCAAUCUCUUCGAUGCGGCCUUCUUGUGAUGUUACGUGGUCACUUUCUGUCAGAACCACACAUCUUUUUCACAGCUAUGAGGCUCUUUGGUGAAUAGUUAGAAACAAUCUUUCUAGCGAUCGUGGACUUCGAGAUAUGCCAACACUCCCACCCUUUGACUUCGAGUCAGCUACGUAAAUUGCUCUAGUUAAGACAAAACACUUCUUUGUUGCCUGUUCAGGGAAAAAUCUGCUUGGUAUUGUUUCAUGGUUUUUGUUCUUUUGUUUUACGUCAUCUGUGUCGGGUACACGAAUUAAAUGACCAAACUCCCAUCACAGCUGGCCAUCCUCUCCACCCAUUUAUUACAUGAAUUUAUCGUGAAUGUAAAGUGCAGAAUGGAUAGAUCUUAUAGGAAACCCUAUAUCUGCUUGUCGUUUAAUUUCUUGAAACAAUAUUUUGCCAAUGGAACAUGUUUAACUUCUGUGAGUAUGUCUCCUCCCUCUGACUUCUUUGAAAGAGUUAAAUUUUCCCUGACUCAUAUUGUCAUACAUGUCACACACUAAUAUUCUGAGGAGAUCCGAAAUACGCAUGUUAUUUUGAUUUCUCAAUCUCACAAGCUCUUUUAAGUUUUGCACCCCCUUAUGACUACCACUCACUACUCACCCCACCCCUCCCCAUCGAACGCACCCCCCAAAUUGGCAAUUAUUACUAGUAUAAAGCUAUUGCCUUUUUUGCUCUUCUCGUUGCCGUCGCCGUUACCGUCGUCGUUGCUCAAGCUCCCUAUUGUUGUAAUCUGGUAAUUUUGCUACCAUGGUAACGUGACGUCACACGUCUCCUCUAUUUUAACUAAUUUUAAUUUUAAUACUAGCUAAGAACUGCGCUGAACUAUACAAAGGUGGCAAAACAAUCAGCGGUGUGUACACAAUCGACCCUGAUGGUGAAGGUGCCUUUAAUGUGUUCUGUGAUCAAGAAACAACCGGAGGGGGGUGGACAGUGUUCCAGAAGAGACUGGAUGGCUCGGGUUCUUUCAACCGUUACUGGGAUGACUACAAAAAUGGGUUUGGCAACCUGAACGGUGAGUUCUGGCUUGGAUUGGACAAGAUUUACCGCCUGACGGAAAAGAAACGCAACUACCUUCGAAUUGAUCUGGAGGACUUUUCAUUCCGCACUGCUUACGCUGAAUAUGACAUGUUUGCAGUUACAAACGAAACGACUAAAUACAAGCUCAGUCUAGGAAAGUACUCAGGUAUCGUGCUUGGAAUGUACAGUGGAACCCCGCCAUACGACCACCCCGUUAUUACGACCACUUUUUUGUGGCCCGAACAAAAGCCCACUCAUUUUCUUAUCUUAAAACCCCGUUAAUCCGACCACCCAGUUAUUACGACCAGCGACCACCUUUGGGAGUCCUGAGUCUUAAUUUUCUUUAUAAAAUUACCCCAUUAAUACGACCAGUCAAAAUGUUUGUUGGGGUUGCUGAAUGAAAACAGACACCAUCUGACAAACAAUAACGCAUUACUAAUAUUUUAUUGAAUGUUUUUAGGCAAAGGUGUUAGUGGUUAGCAUGACAUCCGGUAAAUUGCAGUGUUCAGUAAAAAGGAUGCAUGAAUGAAUAAUACACAAAAGAUCUGAAAGACUUCACUUUGCAGCAUUUCGAGGCUCUCAACAGUUAUUUUGCCUUCUUGUUUCUGCUGCCCUCCACUGUGGCUUUUCUCUUCAAGUCCAUUUCCUGUUCUUUUCUCACAGAUCGGUUAUUUGCAAUGUCUAAUAAUUUGUUAAGCAUAUCAACGUUUCAUGUCUGUCCAGUAAACUUGUAAACGCAUGGGAUUUCCAUCCCGUAUCCUCCCCCACGAUUAACGGCUUUCCCAACAACUUGAACUUGUGCUUUGCCUCCUUUCUUUGGUGAGAAACGGCGAAUAAUUCCAGUUCCCUGCUUCGUGCUAGCUAUUGCCCUUGGCACAUGUCCAACAACAUCCUUAUCCUUUGUCACAGCUAUAACGUUAUUGUAAGGUUGUCAAUUAACUGCAAAAAGGUUGAUUUAUAGCGGAUUAAAGGUAUACAUGUAGUAGAAUGUAGCUUAAAAGCAUUUUGCACCAUAAUUUGACCCUACCCCGUUAAUACGACCACUCCGUUAAUACGACCAAAUUUCCAUGGGCCGAAGGUGGUCGUAUUAACGGGGUUCCACUGUAUUUAAUUUUGACGUAUAUUAUUUUAUCUUCGUAUUAUUCGUUCAAAGCUUGUUUGCUAGCGGUUUCUUGACUUCUUGCAAACUUGAAAACUCUAGGAAGUUUUAAAAGGAGCUCAGUUACUUUUUCAAACGUAGCCCCCCUCUUGUACUUCAAUACUAGAUUAUAUUCAGGUAUUCAGUACUCCAAAUAUUCCUGGUAAAAUGUCCUUGUAUGACUCCAGGAACUGCUCAUGACGCAUUAUUUUGGUAUCGUGGCAGUCCGUUUUCCACCAGAGACCGAGAUCAUGACUCUGACAAAGGCAACUGCGCUGCCCAUUUCCAAGGAGCCUGGUGGUACAUAAAUUGCCUUAAUGCAAACCUAAAUGGUUUUUAUUACAACGGUUCACAUACACAUAAAGGUCAAGGCAUCAUCUGGCGGACAUGGACAGGACUUCAGUACUCUCUCAAGAGAGCUGAGAUGAAAAUCAGACCGGCCUUCUUUUAG